CCUUUCUCCCUAAGUGAAACUAGCUAACCACUCUCUUCUCCUGGUUUCGGGUGAGGAGUCUGAAUUGUGGGUGUUGUAGUUCUCUUGCCUCCCAGAGGUUCUGGUUAGGCAGCAUUGGAGUCAGACUGGUAGGACUUCGAGUCCCAGGUGACUCAGUAAAGAGGAGGGCAGCUGCCCGCCUGCACAGAGAACAAGGCAUGUAUGAAGAGCUACCUGAUAUUGGUAGAGUGACUCCCAUUUAUUAAAACAAUGUGCCUGGACUGAAGAAGCUGGGACUUACUUCUACAAAUGUGGAAAAAUGUUAAUCAAUGAAAAGACCCAUUUUUGGACAAGAGGAAGUGCACAAAGUAGGUCUGCAGGAAAUUUGAUUGACAUGGAAGCCCAAACACUCUCCAAAAACUGCAAUAUUACAGAAUGUCAAAAUCCAGACUUGCUUCACCAUUGGCCAGAUACUUUCACUCUUCCUGGCAAUAAUGCUUCCAAAAGGACAAAUCCAUUCUGGAGUGAACUGUCUGCUUCUAACCCAUUUUUGGAUGACAUAACUCAGCUAAGAAAUAACAAGAAGAAAAAUCAUAUUUCCAUCUUGAAAGAAGAUCCUUUUCUUUUUUCUAGAGAAAUAGAAUGUGGAAAUUCUUUUGAUUCCUCUGGUGAUGAACUUGAUGUACAACAAUUGCUUAGGCAGUCUUCCUCCAGGAAAUCUGGAAGAUCUAAAAGUGUUUCAGAACUUCUGGACAUUUUAGAUGACACAGCACGUGUUCAUCCGAGUACACGUAACUCUGACCAGAUCCUACUACAAGACUUGGAAUGGCUACAAAAUGAUCGAGAAGCUUAUAAAAUGGCUUGGUUAAGUCAACGCCAGCUUGCCCGCUCUUGCCUGGAUUUGAAUACUAUUACUCAGACUCCAGGGUGGUCCCAAACACAAAUCGCAGAGGUCAUCGUAGUUUGUAAAUUAAACCACGAAGGAGGGUCUGUACAAUUACCUGAAUCAGAUAUCACUGUUCACGUACCCCAAGGUCACGUAGCUGUGGGAGAAUUCCAAGAGAUAUCUCUAAGGACUUUUCUCAAUCCUCCACAAAUGCUUAACCAUGACCUUUCAUGUACAGUAAGCCCACUAUUGGAAAUCACGUUAAGGAACCUUAGUACAAUGGAAGCCAUUUUACUAGAGAUGAAAAUUGGAGCCGAAGUGAAAAAGGAUCCUUUCAGCCAAGUCAUGACAGAAAUGGUGUGUUUACACAGCCUGGAUAAAGAAGGCCCUUUCAAAGUGUUAAACAACUGCUACAUUUAUAAAGACACCAUCCAAGUUAAACUGGUUGACUUGAGUCAGGUGAUGUAUCUAGUGGUUGUUGCACAAGCUAAAGCUGUUCAGUCACCAGCUGCCACCAUUUGGGAUUAUAUCCACAAAACCACCUCAAUUGGAAUUUAUGGACCUAAAUAUAUCCAUCCCAAUUUUACUGCUAUUUUCACAGUUUGUGGACAUAGUUACAUGCCAGAAAAGCUGACAAUCUCUGAUAUUAAGAAGGGUGGAAAAAACACCUCUCCAGUUGUAUUUCAGCUCUGGGGGAAGCAUUCAUUUUUACUUGACAAGCCGCAAGAUUUAAAUAUUUCUGUAGUUUCAUGUGAUCCUGACUUUGAAGUAAAGGCAGAAGGAGAAAGGAAAGAAAUUAAACAAAAACAGUUGGAAACAGGUGAAGUAAUUCAUCAACAAUUUCUAUUUUCUUUAGUUGACCACAGAGAGAUGCACUUGUUUAUUUUCCGUGUUCAGGUGGAGCCUCCCAAUGGGAGCCCUGUUGCACAGUUCUCUAUCACUACACCUGAUCCAGCCCCAAACUUAAAAAGACUUUCAAAGCUGCCUGUUACUUUGCAGAAGGAAAAGGAAAUCAAGUCUACGCCCUUAUUACCAGCAAUUCAUAUCAAAUAUCCCACAUUUCAAGAUAGAAAAUUAAACUUUACCAACUAUGGGGUAACUCUGAAGACUGUGCUAAGACAAAACAAGAUUGACUACUUACUUGAAUAUUUCAAGGGGGACACAAUAGCUCUUUUUGGAGAGGGUAAGAUAAAAGCCAUUGGACAGUCCAAAGUGAAAGAAUGGUAUGUGGGUGUCCUCAGAGGUAAGAUUGGACUUGUGCACUGCAAAAAUGUCAAGGUGAUUUCAAAGGAACAAGUAAUGUCUAUGUCCAACGGUAUCUUCACAACCAGGAAUCUUCUAGAACAAAUUGCCCUCCCCUUUAAAAAACUGACUUAUAUCUAUUCCGUUGUGUUGACCUUGGUGUCAGAAAAUGUGUAUGACUGGAAAGUUUUAGCUGAAGUCCUUGGUUACUCACAUCUGGCACUGGAAGAUUUUGAUCAAAUACAAGCCGACAAAGUAUCAGAAAAAGUUUCUUAUGUUGUAAAGAAGUUAAAAGAAGAUUGCCAUGCAGAUAGAAAUACAAGGAAAUUUCUUUAUGAACUUAUUGUGGCUCUGUUGAAGAUAGAUUGCCAAGGCUUAGUAGCACAUCUCAUUCAAGAGGCUGCAAUUCUGACUUCAGCUGUCAAGCUUGGAAAAGGCUGGAGGGAACUAGCUGAGAAGUUAGUUCAACUCACAAAGCAACAAAUGGAAGCAUAUGAAAUUCCUCACCGAGGAAAAGCUGGAGAUAUUGCUGUUGAGAUGAUGUGGAAACCUGCCUAUGAUUUUCUCUAUACUUGGAGUGCUCACUAUGGAAAUAGCUACAGAGACGUCUUACAAGACCUUCAAUCAGCUUUGGACAGAAUGAAAAACCCGGUGACCAAGCAGUGGAGAGACUUAACUGGAACUUUAGUACUAGUAAAUUCUUUAGAGGUUUUGAGAGUAACUGCAUUCUCCAGUUCUGAGGAAGUAUAGCAAUGAAGGUUGUGGUUUUUGGGGGAGAAGAGAAUAUAGGGAGAGAAUAGGGUUUAUGUGUGUAUAUGUGUAAGAAAGAAGGAAUCUCAGAAAAGUAUUAUAAUUAUUUUUUUCUCUGAAACAGGAUUGGUUUUAUAAUCAAACAUGUAUUUUUGUGUAUGUUUCAAAUGCAGACGAGGCUGCUCUGUUACUGGGAAUGGAAAGAAAAGCCUCGUCUCUCGUUCAAAGUUACUUUUAAUUUUCUUACCUUAAAUCAAAGGUAGAGUUGAAUAAUUACAUCAUACAGAUAUCUGGAGAAACUAGAAACUCUCAUUGAGAGCAACUGGAGUUUUAGCAGGAGGCAGAGGGAGAAGGGAGAAGCCAAUAGGCUUCGUGGUCAGUCACGGGGCUACAUGCUUUCUACACCUGCUCCUUCUCAGUCUUUUUUAAAGUUUGCUUUAUUCAUAAGGAGCAAGUUUGUACAUACAUGCAUACAACUGAGAAAGAG
Molecule: messenger RNA, 3344 nt
Organism: Tupaia belangeri chinensis (Chinese tree shrew)
Lineage: Eukaryota; Metazoa; Chordata; Mammalia; Scandentia; Tupaiidae
Gene: MACC1
Product: MET transcriptional regulator MACC1
Exons: 5
Coding region: 299-2857 (852 amino acids)
Cellular component (GO): cytoplasm
Molecular function (GO): protein binding
Source: RefSeq, a predicted model, not a curated record